Molecule: messenger RNA, 357 nt
Organism: Suillus clintonianus
Lineage: Eukaryota; Fungi; Basidiomycota; Agaricomycetes; Boletales; Suillaceae
Exons: 1
Source: RefSeq, a predicted model, not a curated record
CUCGUCCCAUUCCAGACGGAACCCGAUACAAUGGGACUCUACCGUGUGUAUCCAACACGUCCCACUCUAGCUCCUGAGGGUAAUUUGACCUUGGAGAGAGUGACAGAUGCUCCGACUCUGGCCAGUGACGAGGGGGUGGCUGGUAGAGUCCACUCUGGUCUCUCAACACCUGAGAUCACUGCCGAUCAGUUAUUUGACGCGUUCACAAACCACACCUCCGGUGUUUUGAUGGCUUGGCACUAUACUGGGACCAAUAGCAACUCAGGGGCUAACGUCAAUCGCCUUGCGGAAUAUCUUAGUUCGGACCCCCUUUGCUGCCUCGCAGACCUAAGUGGAUUUAAUUUCACGCGCAAAUGA